AUGGACUCUGACCUAAGCACUCGAGCUUUACUAAAACUCCUCGCGGAUCUGGCAGUACAUUUGAGUAUGUCUUCUUCGAGUGCUCAAUUGGAAGUCGGCAUCGUCGGGGCGGGAAUUGCAGGUCUAUCAGCGGCGAUAGCAUUGUCCAGGGCAGGGCACGCUGUGGAACUCUACGAAAAGUCCAGAUUUCGCAACGAGACAGGAGCGGCCAUCGUUAUAGGGCCUAAUGGGACCAGGGUUCUGUCACGAUGGGGUUUUGAUUUCGACGAGGCCGGAGCUCUGGAUUACAGCCAAAUGAGGAGAAUUCGGGCAGACACUCUGGAGGUCGACUCAGAGGAAUACUUCACAGAUAUCAAGCAGAAGUACGGCGACCGUUGGUUGCUGUUUCACCGUGCCGACCUCCACAUGGGCUUGAAGAAGCUUGUCGAGGGACAGGAACCGCAGCCCAAGAUCAAUCUGGGCACCGCUGUCAGGGAUGUUGACGUCGAUGGUGGAAUCAUCACGCUCGCCAGUGGUGAACAAGUCAAGAAAGACCUGGUUAUCAUUGCAGAUGGUGCACACAGCGAGCUCAUAUCGAAGAUCAUUGGUCGACCGUGCCCUGUUACCAAGUCACCUAUGUCGAUGUAUCGCUUCCUGCAGCCCUUUGACAAAGUGCUUGCUCACCCAGAAGCCGGCCAAUUUUACAAGGGUCAGCCUUCAGGAUUUACAACCUUCUACAAGACAGAAGUAGGCCGACCUGGCCUUCUGAUCAACACCUAUCCCUGUCGUAGCGGUGAGCUGCUGUAUGUGGCGUUGGUACAUCCCACCAAAUCGGGGGAAAAGGAGCUCGAUGGUUGGGAUUCUCCCGCCGACUAUCAGGACGUAAUCUCAGAUGCGAAGGCUUUCCAUCCCGCUGUUCAAGCAAUCUGUGAGGAGGCAACCGAAGUCAAGGUGUACACUCAGAUGUGGCGAGACCCUAUCGAGCGUUUCUCAAGGGGAAAGGCUGUAUUGAUAGGUGACGCUGGUCAUCUCAUGUUGGCCACGCACGGCCAGGGAGCUUCGAUGGCACUCGAAGAUGCCCUUGCCUUGGAAACUCUGUUCAAAAGUAUCGCUUCCAAGUCAGAUGUGGAAGCUCGAGUGCAAUUAGUCGAUGAGCUGCGGCGCCCCCGCGUGAGUGCUGUGCAGACCAUGUCGAACAAAAUGAUGGGACCUCCUGACCGCAUGAUAUCUGAGGUGAAGCGAUAUUAUGACGGUCCAAUACCGGGUCAUCAAGCGAAGACUUUUUCGAAAGAGUAUAACGACUUCUUCUUCCUGUAUGAUAUCGAGGAGGAAGCGAGGAAAAUGCUGAGCGCCUGA
This is a messenger RNA of Exophiala xenobiotica, 1335 nucleotides long. RefSeq lists its product as uncharacterized. The transcript has a single exon. The record is from RefSeq and is a predicted model, not a curated record. Gene Ontology annotation, molecular function: monooxygenase activity; FAD binding. Bases 1 to 1335 code for a protein of 444 amino acids. Lineage: Eukaryota; Fungi; Ascomycota; Eurotiomycetes; Chaetothyriales; Herpotrichiellaceae.